AUGCCUACACAAUUGCCUCCAAACCUGACUCCAGCUCAAGAGAAAAUGUAUAUCUUGCAACUUCAAAUAGAAGAUAUUACAAGACGCCUAAAGACUGGUGAUUUGGGCAUUCCGGCAAAUCCUGAGGAUAGGUACGUUACUGGAGCGAAGAUUAUUAUUCGUGGUAAAGGUUCCGUCAAAGACGGGAAAUUGAUUCGCCGAGAUGGAAUGCCUAUUCCCGGUGAAGAUGAACCUCUUCAUGCUUUCGUUUCUGCUGCUACUCCAGAGUCGUGCCAAAAGGCUGUGGAGAAGAUUCAAAGCAUCAUCCGCCAGGGUAUUGAGGUUCCUGAGGGUUUCGGUCAUCUUGCGUCAGACUGUAAACUACGCGAUCCUUCGGUCACCAUGGAACAUAUGGGCAUCAAUCCGAUGGAAAGGGCUAAAAUGGACAGUGAAUAUACUGCGCUUAUGGCGGAGUACUAUCAGAAGAAGGAGCAUGUUGAGGAUGAGAUGAAAAAGGUGAACGAGAUUUUUAUGCAGGAGAUGGACGAAGAGUAUUUUGGAAAUGAUAAAUGCGCUGUUUAUCGUAAGAAGUUAUGGGACAUUCUUGAAAAGCCUCAAACUUCUUCAGCCGCUAGAAAAGUGUGUAAAAGAUGGCAUUUAUAUUUGAUAAGUGAUAUGGAGUUCUGCAUGUUAUCAAAGUUAUCGAGGCUCGUUUAUUUUGGGCCUAUGCGUCAAUUUCUUGCUGUGGUAAGCUUAGGACUUUCCGAAAGACGGCUUUUUAUACAUGAUUAUGCAGUGCCUAUUAGUGUUUUAUCGAUGAUAAGAUUAAUUGAAAUAUUUAACAAACUGGAAUUGUUUAAGAUGCACUUUAUCCAUAAUAUAUCAAGAAAUUACCUGCAAACAGUAGUGAAUGCUGAAUUAAUCCAUGAUAUUCCAGCUCUUAUUUGCCGUAUUUUUACACAGUUAAGUGCUUUAGUGCAAUAUAAUGUGACUUUUUAA
Molecule: messenger RNA, 978 nt
Organism: Echinococcus granulosus
Lineage: Eukaryota; Metazoa; Platyhelminthes; Cestoda; Cyclophyllidea; Taeniidae
Product: Splicing factor
Exons: 8
Coding region: 1-978 (325 amino acids)
Biological process (GO): regulation of mRNA splicing, via spliceosome
Cellular component (GO): nucleus
Molecular function (GO): mRNA binding
Source: RefSeq, a predicted model, not a curated record